Messenger RNA from Myiozetetes cayanensis, 1975 nucleotides. RefSeq lists its product as uncharacterized. The transcript has 11 exons. The coding region runs from base 106 to 1836 and encodes 576 amino acids. NCBI's taxonomy places the organism in Eukaryota, Metazoa, Chordata, Aves, Passeriformes, Tyrannidae. The record is from RefSeq and is a predicted model, not a curated record.
GGGGGGGAUGGGGGGGAUGGGGGGUCCAGGUGUGCCCAGGUGUGCCAAGGUGUGUGCCCAGGUGUGUGCCAGGUGUGUCCUGGGUGUGUCCCCAGAUGUGUCCAGAUGUGUCUCACCUGUCCCAGGUGUGUCCCCAGAUGUUCCAGGUGUGUCCCCCCCUGUCCCAGGUGUGCCAGGCAUGUCCCAGGUGUGCCCAGGUGUGCCCAGGUGUGUGCCAGGUCUGUCCCCACCUGUCUAAGGUGUGUCCAGAUGUGUCCCCACUUGUCCCAGGUGUGUGCCAGGUGUGCCCAGGUGUGGCCCAGGUGUGUGCCAGGUGUGCCCAGGUGUGUCCAGGUAUGGCCCAGGUGUGCCCAGGUGUGUGCCCAGGUGUGUCCUGGGUGUGGCCCAGGUGUGUCCCCACCUGUCCCAGAUGUGCCCUGGGUGUGUUUGGGUGUGCCCAGGUGUGUCCCCCUUGUCCCAGGUGUGUCCCAGUUGUAUCCAGGUGUGUCCUGGGUGUGUCCUCACCUGUCCCAGGUGUGUCCCCAGAUGUUCCAGAUGUGUCUCACCUGUCCCAGGUGUGUCCUCACCUGUCCCAAAUAUGUCCCAGGUGUGUCCCCAGAUGUUCCAGGUGUGUCCCAGUUGUAUCCAGGUGUGUGCCAGGUGUGCCCAGGUGUGCUUGGGUGUGUCCAGGUGUGUCCCCCACCUGUCCCAGAUGUGUCCAGGAAUGUCCCAGGCAUGUCCAACCCCCCCCAGGUGUGUCCCAGGUGUGUCCCCAGAUGUUCCAGGUGUGUCCCCACCUGUCCCAGAUGUGUCCCACGUGUGUCCCACAUGUGUCCCCAGAUGUUCCAGGUGUAUCCAGGUUUAUCUCAGGUGUAUCCCAGGUGUAUCCAGGUGUAUCCCAGGUGUGAUUUACCUGUCUCAGGUGUGAUUUACCUGUCCCCACAGAUCACCAAGGUGAAGUCCGUGGACAAGAUCCACAUCGGGCACUUCGAGAUCGACGCCUGGGGGGGGUUGGGGUAUCUCAGGUGUAUCCAGGUUUAUCUCAGGUGUAUCCAGGUUUAUCUCAGGUGUAUCCAGGUUUAUCUCAGGUGUAUCCAGGUGUGUCCCAGGUGUGAUUUACCUGUCUCAGGUGUGAUUUACCUGUCUGUGCAGAUCACCAAGGUGAAGUACGUGGACAAGAUCCACAUCGGGCACUUCGAGAUCGACGCCUGGGGGGGGUUGGGGUAUCUCAGGUGUAUCCAGGUUUAUCUCAGGUGUGAUUUACCUGUCUCAGGUGUAUCCAGGUGUGUCUCAGGUGUGAUGUACCUGUCCCCACAGAUCACCAAGGUGAAGUACGUGGACAAGAUCCACAUCGGGCACUUCGAGAUCGACACCUGGGGGGGGUUGGGGUAUCUCAGGUGUAUCCAGGUUUAUCCCAGGUGUAUCCAGGUUUAUCUCAGGUGUAUCCAGGUGUGUCCCAGGUGUGAUUUACCUGUCUCAGGUGUGAUGUACCUGCCGUUUCAGAUCACCAAGGUGAAGUCCGUGGACAAGAUCCACAUCGGGCACUUCGAGAUCGACGCCUGGGGGGGGUUGGGGUUGGUUUGGGUUAUCCAGGUUUAUCUCAGGUGUAUCCCAGGUGUGAUUUACCUGUCCCAGGUGUGUCUCAGGUGUGAUUUACCUGUCUCAGGUGUGAUUUACCUGUCCCCACAGAUCACCAAGGUGAAGUACGUGGACAAGAUCCACAUCGGGCACUUCGAGAUCGACGCCUGGGGGGGGUUGGGGGCAGUUUGGUGUAUCCAGGUUUAUCUCAGGUGUAUCCAGGUGUGUCUCAGGUGUGAUUUACCUGUCUCAGGUGUGAUUUACCUGUCUCAGGUGUGAUUUACCUGUCUGUGCAGAUCACCAAGGUGAAGUCCGUGGACAAGAUCCACAUCGGGCACUUCGAGAUCGACGCCUGGGGGAGGGGUUGGGGUAUCUCAGGUGUAUCCAGGUUUAUCUCAGGUUUAUCUCAGGUGUAUCC